AUGAGUGAACUCCACUUUUUGACCCCUGCGGGGUCCUCGGAAGUCCAGGUAAACAGAAGCUCUCAGUGCUCCCUAGAGGAGGUUCCUGCAGCUGCUUCUAAGCCUCGACACAGCCUGGGCAUUCUCCAUGCCUCCUACAGUGUCAGCCACUGCGUGGGGCCCUGGUGGGACAUCGCAUCUCGCCGACAGAAGUGGACCAGGCAGAUCCUCAAAGAUGUCUCCUUGUACGUCGAGAGUGGGCAGAUCAUGUGCAUCUUGGGGAGCUCAGGCUCGGGGAAAACCACCCUGCUGGACGCCAUGUCCGGGAGGCUGCGGCGCACGGGGACCCUGCUCGGGGACGUGUUCGUGAACGGCCGGGCGCUGCGCAGGGAGCAGUUCCAGGACUGCUUCUCCUACAUCCUGCAGAGCGACACUCUGCUGAGCAGCCUCACGGUCCGCGAGACUGUCUACACGGUGCUGCUGGCCAUCCGCGGCGGCUCCCAGGGCUUCUUCCAGAAGAAGGUGGAGGUAGUCAUGGCAGAGCUGAGUCUGAGCCACGUGGCAGAUCGACUGAUUGGCAACUACAACUUUGGGGGAAUUUCCCAUGGUGAGAGGCGCUGGGUCUCCAUCGCAGCCCAGCUCCUCCAGGAUCCCAAGGUCAUGCUUUUUGAUGAGCCAACCACAGGCCUGGACUGCAUGACUGCAAAUCAGAUCGUUGUCCUCAUAGCAGAGCUGGCUCGCAGGGACCGCAUCGUGAUCCUCACCAUCCACCAGCCCCGCUCCGAGCUCUUCCAGCUCUUUGAUAAAAUUGCCAUUCUGAGCUGCGGAGAGCUGGUUUUCUGCGGGACACCGGUGGAAAUGCUUGAUUUCUUCAGUGGCUGCAGUUACCCUUGUCCCGAACAUUCAAACCCUUUUGAUUUUUAUGUGGACCUGACAUCAGUGGAUACCCAAAACAAAGAACGGGAAAUAGAAACCUACAAGAGAGUCCAGAUGAUUGAAUCUGCCUACAAAGAAUCAGCAAUGUAUCGCAAAACCUUGGAGAAUAUUGAAAGAACAAAACACCUGAAAACAUUACCAGUGAUUCCUUUCAAAACCAAAGAUUCUCCUGGAGCCCUUUCUAAACUGUGUGUUCUCUUGAGGAGAGUGACGAGAAACUUAAUGAGAAAUAAGCUGGCAGUGACUAUGCGUCUCACUCAGAAUCUGAUCAUGGGUUUGUUCAUCGUUUUCUUCCUUCUGCGGGUCCAGAACGACGUGCUAAAGGGUGCCAUCCAGGACCGUGUGGGUCUCCUGUACCAGUUUGUGGGUGCCAUCCCGUACACAGGCAUGCUUAACGCUGUGAACUUGUUUCCUGUGUUGCGAGCCAUCAGCGAUCAGGAGAGCGAGGAUGGCCUGUACCGGAAGUGGCAGAUGCUGCUAGCCUACGUGCUGCAUGUGCUCCCCUUCAGCGUCAUUGCCACCAUGAUAUUCUGCAGCGUGUGCUACUGGACUCUGGCCUUAUACCCUGAGGCUGCCAGAUUUGGAUAUUUCUCUGCUGCUCUCUUGGCCCCCCACUUAAUUGGUGAAUUUCUAACUCUUGUGCUACUGGGUGUGGUCCAAAACCCAAAUGUGGUCAACAGCAUGGUGGCCCUGCUCUGCAUUUUUGGGGUGCUUGCAGGCUCUGGAUUCCUAAGAAACACAGAAGAAAUGCCCCUUCCUUUUAAAAUCUUCAGUUAUUUUACAUUCCAAAAAUAUUGCUCUGAGAUUCUUGUAGUCAAUGAGUUCUAUGGACAGAAUUUCACUUGUGGCAACUCAAAUGGUUCUAUGUCAACUAAUCCAAUGUGUGCCUUCAGUCAAGGAAUUCAAUUCAUUGAGAGAACCUGCCCAGGUGCAACAUCCAGAUUCACAGCCAACUUUCUGAUUUUGUAUUCAUUUAUCCCAGUUCUUGUCAUCCUAGGAAUAAUUGUUUUUAAAAUCAGGGAUUAUCUCAUUAGCAGAUAG
This is a messenger RNA of Mesoplodon densirostris (Blainville's beaked whale), 1956 nucleotides long. It is a transcript of the gene ABCG5, whose product is annotated as ATP binding cassette subfamily G member 5. The record is from RefSeq and is a predicted model, not a curated record. Gene Ontology annotation, molecular function: ATP hydrolysis activity; ABC-type transporter activity; ATP binding. Gene Ontology annotation, cellular component: plasma membrane. Lineage: Eukaryota; Metazoa; Chordata; Mammalia; Artiodactyla; Ziphiidae. Gene Ontology annotation, biological process: cholesterol homeostasis.